Cynoglossus semilaevis (tongue sole) is the source of this 1297-nucleotide messenger RNA. RefSeq names its product Yip1 domain family, member 4 (gene yipf4). The transcript is spliced from 6 exons. Bases 178 to 891 code for a protein of 237 amino acids. Gene Ontology annotation, cellular component: trans-Golgi network; membrane. The record is from RefSeq and is a predicted model, not a curated record. Gene Ontology annotation, biological process: endoplasmic reticulum to Golgi vesicle-mediated transport; vesicle fusion with Golgi apparatus. Lineage: Eukaryota; Metazoa; Chordata; Actinopteri; Pleuronectiformes; Cynoglossidae.
CCGGAAGUAAGAAAGUCUUGCGUUAGCCAGGCGACGGUUCGUGUAGAAUUGACAAACUCGCCAUUUUCAGAUAGGUAUCUUGAUUAUACAUCAAUGGCUGCAACAGACAACGUGAGAACAACGUGACAUUCAAGAGAUCUUUUUCCGUCGACCUUAGGCAGUGACAGCGAUACAAAGAUGCAAUUCUCCCCAAACAACGGAGACUUUACGUUCGUAUCUUCGACAGAAGCUGAGGAACUCAGCGGUACCAUCACUACGCCAGAUGUUAAGGUAAACAUGGGCGGUGACAGUGGCAAAGGCCCCUAUGCUACCACCUUCCUGAGGCAACGAGGCUAUGGCUGGCUGCUGGAAGUGGAAGAGGAGGAUGGUGAAGAAAUCAAACCUCUUCUGGAAGAGUUGGACAUCGACUUGAAAGACAUCUACUACAAGAUCCGGUGUGUGCUGAUGCCAAUGCCAUCGCUGGGCUACAACCGGCAGGUGGUCAGAGACAACCCAGACUUCUGGGGCCCUUUGGCCGUGGUGCUUCUUUUCUCCAUGAUCUCCAUCUAUGGACAGUUUAGGGUGGUUUCAUGGAUUAUCACCAUCUGGAUAUUUGGCUCACUUACCAUCUUCCUGUUGGCCCGUGUUCUUGGUGGCGAGGUUUCGUACGGCCAGGUUCUUGGAGUGAUCGGAUAUUCGCUUCUUCCUCUCAUCGUCGUUGCUCCGAUGCUGACGGUGAUCAGGUCGUUCGAUGUUGUCUCUACGUUGAUCAAACUGUUCGGAGUGUUCUGGGCUGCCUACAGCGCUGCUUCACUGCUGGUGGGAGAUGAAUUCAAAACCAAGAAGCCCCUUCUCAUAUAUCCCAUUUUCCUUUUGUAUAUUUACUUCUUCUCUCUAUAUACUGGAGUCUGACCUGGUCAGUUGGAUCUAUGGACCUUCUAAUGGACACUAACCCUGGGAUAUGGAGAAAAAAAAAUCAGACUAUGGAACAGGGAUUUUUUUUUUAAGUCUUUUUAUUAACUGGGGUAAAUUCCUAAUAAUGGUUGUACUGGGGAUAUUUAUGACUGUAUAUAUAGAUUCGUCCUUCUUUUCUUUGGUAAAUGAAACACUACCCGUGUUCAUAAAGCUUCAACUUUGGUAUGCUGACGUCUCGCUCAUCGCUGUCCCGCCUUGUUUGUAUUUACAAAUGGAAAUAAAUCUUCAUAUCAGUGUAAUGAUUUAUCUCUUACUGCAGUUAGAUUAAAUGCCAAAUAUUAGUGUUUUAGAAAUGGAGAUUGAAAGACAUUAAACAAAUAUUCUUUAUUGUUUAUAUUGUAAU